GUUAUUUAGUUUACAUGAAUACUCACAAGGUUGCAAAUUAUCAAUAAUUAUGGGUUUCCUAAUCCAAGACACAUUAACAGAAGUAGUUCUAAUUAUCACCACCGUCAUCCUCCUCAUAACAAACUACUUCCACCAAUCCUACAAAUACUGGGCGAAAAAAGGAGUGCCAACCAUCCGACCACAUUUUCCACUAGGUAACACAAACAUACUUUUGCCCAAAGGGUUAUCAGUAGGAACCCUCAGCCAAAAAUUCUACACCGAAUUCAAAAAACGGGGAGAAAAAUUUGGGGGUGUUUAUUUAGUGACAGAGCCGAAUUUGGUGGUAGUUGAUCCGGAGUACGUUAAGGACAUUCUGUGCAAAGAUUUUCAAUAUUUCGUGGAUAGAGGGUUCUACUAUAACGAAAAGGACGACCCGAUUAGUGCCCAUUUAUUUGCUCUUGAUGGUGUACAAUGGAGGAACCUUCGGGUUAAACUCACACCUACUUUCACGUCUGGUAAAAUGAAGAUGAUGUUUCAGACAGUGGUGGACUGUUGUAACUUCAUGAAAGAGGCCAUUGAGCAAAAUCUGACCCAAGAUAUAGAGAUCAAAGAAGUUCUAGGCCGAUUUACCACUGAUGUUAUUGGUUCUUGCGCAUUUGGUAUUGAAUGUAAUAGCUUCAAACACCCGGAUGCUGAAUUUCGGAAGAUGGGGAAAGAGAUCUUCCAGUAUAGCAUCUGGGGGUCGCUGAAGGCAUUCGUGUCGAUGAAUCUACCAAAAUUGUCUCUACAAUUAGGUAUCACUUCAGUGACCAAAGAAGUGCAAAAUUUCUUUACAGGAAUAGUCACAGAUACAGUGAACAUGCGUCACGACAAUAACAUCAGACGCAACGACUUUUUGCAAAUUUUGAUGGACUUGAAGGACUCUUCUGGUUUAACACUAGAUGAAAUAGCGGCUCAAGUGUUUCUGUUUUUCGCUGCCGGCUUUGAAACCAGUUCUACUACAAUGACUUUUGCUUUGUAUGAACUUGCUAGGAAUCCGGAAAUCCAGAAGAAGCUGAGGGAGGAGAUUUGCCAGAUUUUGGAAAGGCACGAUGGUAAAAUCACGUAUGAUAGUCUAACUGAGAUGAAAUACUUAGGGCAGGUUAUGGAUGAAACUUUAAGAAAGUAUCCACCUCUAACUACCCUCAAUCGGCGCUGUACUAAGGACUACACUCUUAGAGACACAGAUGUGGUUAUAGAAGAAGGUACUCCGGUGCUUAUCUCCACUUUGGGUUUACACACGGAUCCGGAUUUUUAUCCAGAACCUGAGAAGUUUGAUCCGGAGAGGUUUAGCGAAGAGAAUAAGAAGGACAGGCAUCAGUUUGUCCAUCUGCCUUUUGGUGAUGGGCCCAGGAACUGCAUAGGUCUACGUUUUGGACUGAUGCAGUCAAAAAUUGGAGUAAUCACCACAAUCAAAAAUUUUAAGGUUUUGGACAGUUCCUGGACCAAGCCGGUUGAAUUUGAUCCAUAUACGUUUAUGCUGAAUACUUCUGAUAAAAUAUAUCUGCGGUUUGAGAAAGUGUAAAAUUUCGCUUUUUAGAUUGUUGUUCAUACUUUAGAUUUAGAUUAACUUUUGUUUAAGUGUUCUAUUUUAUUUACAAUAUAUGCACAUAUGUAUCUAGGUUCUUACAGUUAGACACUGCCAUCAAUACAAAUAACAAUUCAAAAUAUAAAGUAAGUUAAUAAAGUUUCC
Zophobas morio is the source of this 1711-nucleotide messenger RNA. Its product is annotated as cytochrome P450 6a8-like. NCBI's taxonomy places the organism in Eukaryota, Metazoa, Arthropoda, Insecta, Coleoptera, Tenebrionidae. The record is from RefSeq and is a predicted model, not a curated record. Bases 50 to 1543 code for a protein of 497 amino acids. The transcript is spliced from 3 exons. Gene Ontology annotation, molecular function: iron ion binding; oxidoreductase activity, acting on paired donors, with incorporation or reduction of molecular oxygen; heme binding.